AUGGCCGACCAAACUGUGUACCAGGACGGCCAGCUUGCGUCGUACCAUGAUGGGCAAUUUGCGAAUGGGACUGUGAACCAUACGAACGAGCCCCAUGUGCAUGAAGAAGGCCAAGUUGAACGCAAGCGUAAUGUCCUGAGCCAAUUCGGUACUGUGUUUGCAUGCGGUGCUGCACUGUUCAUGGACGGUUACAACAAUGCCUCGAUUGGUACUGUGAUCACGCUCCUUAAAAAAAUAUAUGGAUCUUCGGUUGUGACUUCUACACAGAAAGAGAACCUUAGUGCUAUCGGGUUCGCAGGCACUGUCAUUGGCAUGCUAGUUUUCGGUUACUACUCGGAUGCGGUUGGCCGCAAGUCUGGUAUGAUCGUCUCUUGUCUGAUUAUUCUCGUAUUUACGGCUCUCUCUGCCGGAGCUUACUACCACGGCAAUGCUUACCAGAUGGUGCAGAUGCUGAUUGCAUGGCGGUUCUUCAGUGGUAUCGGUAUCGGCGCCGAGUACCCGACGGGGUCUGUUGCAGCAGCGGAGCAGACAGAAGAGAUGCCACGGCGCUUCCAGCACGGCCCCUUCAUCUUGGCGACCAAUUUCAUGAUUGAUCUCGGCUUCGUUGCUGCGGCCUUUGUCCCCCUCGUACUGACAUGGAUCUGCACAGAGAACCACAACCGUCUUAUCUGGCGUCUUACGCUGGGUCUUGGCGUCGUACCCUGCUUGCUCGUACUUCCAUUCCGAUUCCUAAUCAAGCAGCCGAAGCUAUACACUACGAACAUGAUCCCACCGACCCUGAUUCCCUAUCGUCUUGUUUUGAAGAAAUAUUGGUUCCGCCUCCUGACGAUCUCCAUUGUCUGGUUCAUCUACGACUUCAUCGCAUAUCCGUUUGGCAUUUACUCUUCUCUAAUUGUCACUGAGAUUAUCGGCCCAAACCCACCACAAUGGGUGUCUCUCGGAUGGGCUGUUGUAAUCAAUUGCUUCUACAUCCCAGGCUCCUUUAUAGGCGCCAUGCUUGUCGACACUAUUGGUCCUAAGAAAUGUCUCAUGAUUGGACUGUCCCUGCAAAUUGUUAUAGGGUACAUCAUGUCCGGUCUAUUCGAGCGACUCAAGGCGCACAUCGCUGCUUUCUGUGUCGUCUAUGGUCUUUUCCUUACCUUCGGUGAAUUCGGUCCUGGUGAUAACCUUGGCCUGCUUGCAUCUAAAUCGUGCGCCACAUCCGUAAAGGGUCAGUUCUAUGGUAUCGCUGCGGCGAUCGGCAAGAUAGGCGCCUUUGGUGGUGGCUAUGCCAUUACAGCGCUUCAGAAUCACUGGACGGAUGCCGAUGGCAACAGUACCAGUGACCUUUACUACACUGCUCCCUUCUAUCUCGGCGCAUCGCUCGGCUGCGUCUCUUUUCUCAUCACUGCGUUCUUAAUCAAAGAGCGCCCGGCCGACAUUCAAAAACAAGAAGACGAAGAGUUCCGUCGCUUCCUUGAAGAGAAUGGCUUUGACAUGAGCAAGAUCGGUAAGGUCGACUCCAACACGAGCGACCAGACCUACGUCAACCAGCACCCCACCUUCGGCGAGAAGAUGGUCGAGGAGAAGUACCUCGCGACGCAGUAA
Molecule: messenger RNA, 1587 nt
Organism: Malassezia pachydermatis
Lineage: Eukaryota; Fungi; Basidiomycota; Malasseziomycetes; Malasseziales; Malasseziaceae
Product: metabolite transporter
Exons: 1
Coding region: 1-1587 (528 amino acids)
Biological process (GO): transmembrane transport; carboxylic acid transport
Cellular component (GO): plasma membrane
Molecular function (GO): carboxylic acid transmembrane transporter activity
Source: RefSeq, a predicted model, not a curated record